Molecule: messenger RNA, 916 nt
Organism: Sycon ciliatum
Lineage: Eukaryota; Metazoa; Porifera; Calcarea; Leucosolenida; Sycettidae
Exons: 1
Coding region: 82-729 (215 amino acids)
Molecular function (GO): calcium ion binding; peptidyl-prolyl cis-trans isomerase activity
Source: RefSeq, a predicted model, not a curated record
AAACUCUGGAGUUUACGAGUCGUGGUCACUUUGAAGUUUGGUUGGUAUCUUUUGAGUAGAAGGACGACUAUUCUUGCCAUCAUGUGGAAGUUUGUGGUAGCCUGCCUUUGUCUGGCAGUGGUAGUUCGUGCCGAUGAUGGCUUGGUAAUCGAUACGCUUUUCAAGCCCGAGGAUUGCGGAGAAGUGAGCAAAUCCGGUGACUCCCUGGGCAUGAAUUACAAAGGAACAUUGGCAUCAAAUGGUGAAGUAUUCGAUGAAUCUCGCCCCGGCUCCCCCUUUACGUUCACUAUUGGAGCAGGACAAGUCAUCCAAGGCUGGGACCGUGGUCUGCUGGAUAUGUGCGUUGGAGAAAAGCGCAAGCUGACAAUCCCACCCGCCCUUGGAUAUGGUGACCAAGGUGCUGGCAAAAUUCCAGCAGGAGCAACUCUCAUUUUCGAAGUGGAACUGCUUUCACUGAACGAGGCAGCUCCCGAUGCUGCAGGUGGUGAGGCCGGUUUGGAGAGUCUGUUCAAGGGAAUGGAUAAGGACAACAGUGGUGGAAUCGAUAAGGAAGAGAUCAAGAUAUACCUCAACAGUCAGGGAGGCUUCCAAGGUGAAGAGAAUAUUGAUGAUAUUGUGGAAGAAAUUUUCAAGGCUGAAGACAAGAACAACGAUCAGCUGCUGACUCUGGACGAAUUCGGACCAGACAACUCAGAACCAGAAGUAGCCCACGAUGCAGAAGAAUUGUAAAUUAAAAACUAAAUUAGUUUCCAGUUUUUAAUCAUAACAUUUUUCUUCUAGUAUUUUAGCCUGUUUUAGUGACAUUGCCGGUACCCAACUGCUCUAACCUAUGGACUGCCCAUCACCGUGCUAAUCCUCCAUCAGUGGAAUUUUGUACGCUAUACCCGUUUGUGUAAAAUGUGAGUGUUGUGAAUGA